Messenger RNA from Hermetia illucens (black soldier fly), 3469 nucleotides. RefSeq names its product coatomer subunit beta' (gene beta'COP). The coding region runs from base 158 to 2905 and encodes 915 amino acids. The record is from RefSeq and is a predicted model, not a curated record. Gene Ontology annotation, biological process: retrograde vesicle-mediated transport, Golgi to endoplasmic reticulum; endoplasmic reticulum to Golgi vesicle-mediated transport; intracellular protein transport. Gene Ontology annotation, molecular function: structural molecule activity; protein binding. Gene Ontology annotation, cellular component: COPI vesicle coat. The transcript is spliced from 9 exons. NCBI's taxonomy places the organism in Eukaryota, Metazoa, Arthropoda, Insecta, Diptera, Stratiomyidae.
UGACAUAUCACUGAUGAACGUAUGAACUGCGGCCAACUUAAAGUCAUGUCCACGUUCAUUGAAUUCUGUCACUGAAAUUUUCGGGAGUCGAUUUUCUCAUUAAUUUGUGCUAUUAUCCCGUAAAAUACGUUUCGCGGCCGGCAAAUAAGUCACUAACAUGCCACUCCGAUUGGACAUCAAACGCCGGCUCACGUCGCGCUCGGAUCGAGUGAAAUGCGUCGAUUUACAUCCGAGCGAGCCAUGGAUGCUGUGCGCCCUUUACAAUGGCCAUGUCCACGUCAUGAAUUACGAAAACCAGCAAUUGGUGAAGGAUUUCGAGGUGUGCGAUGUUCCGGUGCGGUCUGCGAGGUUCGUAGCGAGGAAGAAUUGGGUAAUCACGGGCUCCGAUGAUAUGCAGAUUCGCGUCUUCAAUUACAACACAUUGGAAAAGGUCCACUCGUUCGAAGCACACACUGACUACGUCCGGUGCAUUGCGAUCCACCCCACCCAGCCCCUGAUUCUGACCAGUAGCGAUGACAUGCUUAUCAAAUUGUGGAAUUGGGAGAAGAUGUGGUCGUGCCAGCGCGUCUUCGAGGGCCACACGCACUACGUCAUGCAAAUCGUCUUCAAUCCUAAAGACAACAACACAUUCGCGUCCGCUUCCCUCGAUCGGACCGUGAAAGUAUGGCAGCUCGGCUCCAACUUUGCUAACUUCACACUCGAGGGACACGAGAAGGGCGUGAACUGCGUCGACUAUUACCAUGGAGGCGACAAACCUUACUUGAUUUCGGGAGCGGAUGAUCGCCUGGUUAAAAUCUGGGACUACCAAAACAAAACGUGCGUUCAAACGCUCGAGGGACAUGCACAGAACAUCUCGGCUGUGUCGUUCCAUCCUGAAUUGCCCAUUGUGCUGACGGGAUCAGAGGACGGGACUGUCCGGAUUUGGCAUUCGGGAACAUACCGACUGGAGACUUCGCUGAACUAUGGGUUCGAGCGAGUCUGGACGAUCGCCUGCAUGCGUGGAACGAAUAACGUGGCAUUGGGAUACGACGAAGGUUCGAUCAUUAUCAAGGUAGGACGGGAGGAACCAGCAAUGUCAAUGGACGUGAACGGCGGAAAGAUUAUUUGGGCCAAGCACUCCGAAAUGCAACAAGUCAACUUGAAGGCUCUGCCGGAAGGAACCGAAGUGAAAGACGGCGAACGCCUCCCGGUUGCGGUGAAAGACAUGGGAGCAUGCGAAAUCUACCCACAAACGAUUGCCCACAAUCCGAACGGCCGUUUUGUCGUCGUAUGCGGGGACGGAGAGUACAUCAUCUACACAUCCAUGGCGCUCCGGAACAAGGCUUUCGGCUCGGCACAGGAAUUCGUCUGGGCGAUGGAGAGCAGCGAGUACGCCAUCCGCGAAAGCAGUGGCGCCGUUAAGUUAUUCCGGAAUUUCAAAGAGCGAAAGAGCUUCACCCCCGAGUACGGGGCCGAGAACAUCUAUGGCGGCUACAUGCUGGGCGUCCGAACCUCUUCCGGACUCGCUUUCUAUGACUGGGAAUCACUGGAGCUAGUGCGGCGGAUCGAAGUGCAACCAAGGCACGUGUUCUGGAACGAGGCGGGUACGUUGGUGUGUCUGGCGGCGGAGGAUUCGUAUUUCAUACUAAAGGUCGACACGGGAGUAAUAACGAGUGCAUUAGAGACGAAGCAAGGGCUGGGCGACGAUGGGAUCGAGGAUGCGUUCGAUGUUCUAGGAGAGGUUUCGGAGCAAGUAAAGACUGGCUUGUGGGUGGGAGACUGCUUCAUCUACACCAAUUCAGUGAACAGAAUAAACUACUACGUGGGCGGUGAGAUUGUCACAGUUUCACAUUUAGACAGAACGAUGUACUUACUGGGAUAUGUACCAAAGGACAACAGGUUAUAUCUCGGUGACAAGGAGCUCAACGUCACCAGCUUCUCACUACAACUCUCCGUGCUUGAGUACCAAACGGCCGUCAUGCGCCGCGACUUCGAAACAGCCGACCGUGUGCUCCCAACGAUUCCCAAAGAGCAUCGCACCCGAGUGGCUCACUUCCUCGAGAAGCAAGGCUUCAAGCCACAAGCCCUCCAAGUCUCCACCGACCCUGAUCACCGAUUCGAUCUGGCUCUGCAAAUCGGCGACUUGGCAAUCGCCCUGAAACUAGCACGCGAGGCAGACAACCCACAGAAAUGGUCACAGUUGGCGGACGCCGCAACAAGUCGGAACCAAUUUGAUUUAGUCAAUGAGUGCCUUCAGAAAGCCAACGACUUUGGAGGACUCUUGUUGCUGGCAACAAGUUCCGGCGAUGCGGACAUGCUCAAAAACUUAAGCGAGUCGGGCGUGAAGCAGGGUCGACACAAUAUUGCAUUCCUUUCGACAUUCUUAUUAGGCGACUUGGAAGGAUGCCUGGACAUUUUGAUACAAACGAAUCGGUUACCGGAAGCUGCCUUCUUUGCCCGGACCUACUUGCCUAGUAAGAUUACACAAGUCGUAGAAUUAUGGAAAGCAGAGCUUUCCAAGUUCAACGAGAAAGCUGGCCAGUCGUUGGCCGAUCCCGACAAGUAUGAGAAUCUUUUCCGCGGCAUUCGCGAGGCUGAGAAAGCUGAAGCGUUUCUGCAAAAGGAACGACAAGAACUCAUUCCUGCACAACAUUCUCAGAACGUGCCACUGAAUAUUAACCGAGAUCCGUUGGCUGAAGUGCGAGCAGCCGAGGAAAAUGGAGCCUUCGACUAUGAUCCCCAUACGAAAUCAAAUUCAGUCGACGACCCCGAAAAAGUGGAACGGAAGACAUCGUUACCGAAGCCUCCUCCGCCCGGCGAUCACAAAAAGAACGAUGACGACCUGUCCGAUGAAUUUGAGCUAGAAAUCGAUGAGAAUAUAGACACAACCGACAUAAACAUAGACGAUGAACUGCUGAGCGACUAGGACCCAGCGAACUCAUCCCAUCUUCUUGUAAACACUAUAUAUAAUAAAUUGCAACUAUUCAUAAUAUUUUGUGCAUUGUAAUUCGGCAACAGAACUACUACUAAGUCUUAGACCGGUUUUCGAGAACACCCGAGGUUCAAUCAUUCGCUGAGUUGCUGCCGCAACACGUCUGUGUGCGGCUACGCAUCUACAAGGAUCAUUCAAAUAAUAAGAGACCGAGAAACCAGAACUGUUAAAUGAAGUGUAUUUAUAACGAAACAAAUCUCUUUGGAUUUUGUCUACUUUCCGUCUCCCCGAUCAUGAUUUUUGUUUUGUUAGUAUUCGUUCGUUUAUUCGUUUUCUAUAUAUCAUAGUGUAAUGUUCGGCACGUUGUGUUAGUUUGUGAGGUGAUUGUAAGGCCAUGGAAGAACUCUGCAAGAGGAACACCGAAGGAGCGAGGAAGCGGGUGACCGUGAAACUUUUAAUAUAUAUUGUUGAAAACUAUUAAUGAUAAAGCUGAUGAUAAAUGGAGGAUCAUUUGAGAUAUUUUUUAAAUAUAAUAAAGAGUACAUUUAGAGAAUUCGA